GUCCUCCUGUCACCUGAGCGGACGACUUCCGGGUUGCUCCGUGUCACAUGACAGCUAGAGCAUCUGCAGGAUUGAAUGCUGCACAACGAUUUGAUGUAAAUCUGUGAAAGCUGGUGUCACCAGACAUGGAUUUCUGUACCGCUAACUGGUACCCUCUGGGGGACGUGUAUUACCGUAAGUUUGAAUUGUAUCAAAUGGAAUGGAAUGUCAGAGAAGAAUUUAAAGAUUGUCUUGUGGCAGUUGGUCCAUAUGGAGGAUCAAUAGCCUUGAUGAAAAACUAUUUGACAAAAGAGAAACCGAGCAGUUCACGUCCCAUUUUAGAAACGUACUCCGCAUCUGGUGUUCUUUUAGCCACAAUUCCGUGGAAGAGUGGACAAGUGGUGCACCUGGGAUGGACAGUAUCUGAAGAUCUAAUGUGUAUUCAGGAAGAUGGAACUGUAUUAAUAUACGACAUCUUUUGUGUAUAUAAACGCUCUUUUAGCCUGGGAAAUGAAAUUAAACAGAACCAGAUUCUGGAAGCCAAGGUGUUUCAUUCUGAAUAUAGAACUGGAAUUGCAGUAUUAACGGGAGCUUUGAACUUUACUCUGACUUCAAAUAUUGAUGACGUAAAACUGCGCCGGAUGCCAGAAAUGCCAAAUCCUAAAGUUCUACCAUCAUGUUGGACUAUUCUUUUUCAGGACAGAAUAACAUUAAUUUUGCUAGCUAUAGGCAAUGAUUUGUACCUGCUGGAUAACACGGCAUGCUCUCUUGUAACUCUUCCUGGAAUGAGCCCAAUGUGUGGAGCAUAUCUUAAUUUUUCUGUUUCUUUUCAUCAUAAGUAUCUUGCAGUCUUUACAGAUAGUGGAUACAUUUGGAUGGGAAUGUCUUCACUCAAGGAAAAACUUUGGGAGUUUACUUCAGACACUCGGCAGGCACCCAAGCAAAUGGCCUGGUGCAUCAGGCCACAAAGUAAACAAAUUGCAGUUGUAGUAAUGUGGGACAAAAUGCUCCUUGUAGCUGGAAAAGGAAAUGAUGGCAUACAGUUUUCAUUGGAUGAAGAAACCUUCAUGGUUCUGGAGCUUGAUGGUGUCAGACUUAUUUCUCAUUCCACACAUGAAUUUCUUCAUGAAAUCCCAAAGGCAACAGAAGAGAUUUUCAAGAUAGCUUCGAUGGCCCCAGGUGCACUCUUAAUGGAGGCACAAAAAGAAUAUGAGAAACAAAGCCAGAAGGCCGAUGACUAUCUCCGUGAAAUAAAGGAUCAAAACCUGCUUCCUGUUGCAGUAGCAAAGUGUAUUGAAGCAGCUGGUUAUGAAUAUGCACCAGAAAUGCAAAAAUCUUUGCUUAGAGCAGCCUCCUUUGGGAAAUGCUUUCUUGAUUCCUAUUCACCUUCAGAUUUUGUGACAAUUUGCCGUGAUCUUCGUGUUCUCAAUGCUAUUAAUGACUACCAGAUUGGAAUCCCUCUGAGUAUCACACAAUAUAAGCAACUCACAAUUCCAGUGCUACUUGAUAGGUUAGUUUUAAGAAGACUCUAUCCUCUUGCUGUAAAAAUUUGUGAACACUUAAAACAGCCUGACUCUCAAGGAGUGAGCCGAAUUCUAGCGCACUGGGCAUGUUACAAGGUUCAGCAGAAAGAGAAAACAGAUGAAGAAGUAGCUCAGGCCAUCAAUCAAAAGCUUGGCGAUGCUGCAGGCAUUUCAUAUUCAGAGAUUGCUUCAAAGGCAUGUGACUGUGGCAGAACAGAAUUGGCUAUUAAACUGUUGGAGUAUGAGCCAAAGUCAGAGGAUCAAGUGCCAUUACUUUUAAAGAUGAAAAGAAGUAAUCUUGCACUUGGCAAAGCUAUUGAAAGUGGAGACACUGAUCUUGUGUACACUGUGGUGUCAUACAUGAAACAUGAAUUUAACCGUGGAGAUUUCUUCAUGACCUUGCAGAACCACCCAGUUGCUCUCAGUUUAUAUCAACAGUUCUGCAAACAUCAAGAACCAGAAACUUUAAAAGAUUUAUACAAUCAAGAUGAUAAUCAUCAAGAACUUGCAAAUUUUCAUGUACGAGCUAGCUACAGCACCGAAAAGAGUGUUGAGGGCCGUGUUGCAGAGCUGCAGAAUGCUGUUGAUGAGUACAACAGAGCAAAAAAUGAUUGGGCUGCCAAGGUAACAGAGGAUCAAAUUAAAUUGCUAAGGAUUCAGCGUGUACUACGUGAGCAGCUUAAUAAGCCUUAUCUGAACUACUCUUUACAUGAAACCGUCUACAACUUGAUACUUGAUAACAUGCAGAAAAAAGCUGAACAGCUUUAUAAAGAAUUUAAAAUUCCUGAAAAAAGGUACUGGUGGCUGAAACUAACUGCUCUGGCAGAGAAGAAUGAUUGGGAUGAGUUGGAGAACUUUUCAAAAAGUAAAAAAUCUCCCAUAGGAUAUUUGCCGUUUGUUGAAAUUUGUAUGAAGGAAAAAAACAAGUCCGAAGCAAAGAAAUAUAUUGCUCGCGUAAACCCUGAACAGAGGGUCAAGGCUCUUCUUUUAACUGGAGAUUUGGAACAAGCUGCGGAAGCUGCCAUUGAACAUAAAAAUGAAAAUGAAAUGAACAUGGUCUUGUCAAAAUGCAAUUCAGCUGCUGAUUCUGUUGCAGCAGAGAAGAUUGAACGUGCUAAAGUCUUGCUGCUUAAAAAAUAAUGCAUGCUUUGUCUGUCUCUAGUUUUAUAAUCUACUAUACUUGGGGGGGCUUAUUUAUAGCAAAGCGA
Molecule: messenger RNA, 2710 nt
Organism: Rana temporaria (common frog)
Lineage: Eukaryota; Metazoa; Chordata; Amphibia; Anura; Ranidae
Gene: VPS16
Product: VPS16 core subunit of CORVET and HOPS complexes
Exons: 24
Coding region: 126-2642 (838 amino acids)
Biological process (GO): endosomal transport; intracellular protein transport; vacuole fusion, non-autophagic
Cellular component (GO): HOPS complex; lysosomal membrane; cytoplasm
Molecular function (GO): actin binding
Source: RefSeq, a predicted model, not a curated record